AUGGCUACUCCUAACCUUCUCACUAUCCCUGUCGAGCUUCGGGAGUUGAUCUACGGCUUCCUCUUCAGUUCUUACACCGUCCUCCGUGGCUUCCAGCAUACCAGCAAGCCAGAAGCGCAAUCUAGCUCCUCACCUCGUGCAGCCUUGCUGCUCACAUGCCGCCAAAUUCACGCCGAAGCCUGGCGCCACCUCCCAUUGAAUUGCACCCUCCACUUCCGCGAUACGGAGAACAUACUCGAUACCCUCCUAUCUGUUAGCCAAAGCGUUGUUACCCGGCUUCGUUACCUCCGUGUUCGCGCCUUCCCAUUUCCGCUCUAUGCAGACGACAAGGCAGGAUACUAUCCCACGUACUACUUCGCCAAUGCAUUGAGCCUGCUUCCAGGCCUCUGCCUUGAUGUACUAGAAGUUGAGGACUGCUGGCAUGGCUGCGGACAGGGCGAUGGCUGGCGCGACGUCACCACGUACAUGGAUAUCGAAGCCUUGUUGAAGUGUGAUGCAUGGAGGAAACUCGUCUACACAACCCCAUGCACCGAUUUCAUCGCCUCGGGCUACGAUCACCGACAGAAACGGCAGCAGCAGCCAGAGAACUGGGAUGCUCUACUCAAGGCACGCGAUGGCGAAGCAUCGGGGGCGAAUGUGCAGAUGUGGAUAGUACCCACCAAACAAGGCGACGCUAGAGAUGAAGACCGAACAGAAGAUGGCCGCAAAAUGCAUGAAUGGUCCGCGCGGCCGGGACACGAGAUCAUCCAGAACUGGCGACUGGCAGGGCCAGAGCAGAGCCUUAAAGGCGAGGUGAGGAUUGUUGCAACACGGGGGAAGAGAGCGAGGGCUGUGCAGUUGGGGUUACAGGAGAAGAUGGGAUGGAGGGAUCUGAAGGAGCAGGAGGGUGGAUUCGUUAGAGAAGAUUGGAACCCUUACCACAACGACAUGGCUGAUGCAAUGGGUUGGAUGUAUGGAGGUUGGAGCAGGAGAAUGCACCUUGCCAGCCAGGCCAUGAGUGGCUGA
Messenger RNA from Ascochyta rabiei, 1005 nucleotides. RefSeq lists its product as uncharacterized. The record is from RefSeq and is a predicted model, not a curated record. Bases 1 to 1005 code for a protein of 334 amino acids. The transcript has 2 exons. Lineage: Eukaryota; Fungi; Ascomycota; Dothideomycetes; Pleosporales; Didymellaceae.